GGCGCACACCCCAUCGCUCCUCCCCGCUUCAAAAGGAAGGAAAGGGCAAGGACAAGCCCCAGCCCUGCCAGAGCCUGCCCCGACCGUGCUGCGCAGAGAACGAACCAACUCACCACAGCAGUGAUCCCUCCUCACGCUGCCGGGAUGGAGAGUCGGCAGCUCACCACCAAGGAGCCAGAGAUCGAGCUCUUCGUAAAGGCUGGUCUGGAUGGGGAAAACAUCGGAAACUGUCCCUUCUGCCAGCGCCUCUUCAUGGUGCUGUGGCUCAAAGGGGUCAAGUUCAAUGUCACCACGGUGGACAUGACCAGGAAACCUGAGGAGCUGAAAGAUUUAGCACCAGGCACCAACCCACCCUUCUUGCUGUUCAACAAGGAGCUGAAAACAGACUUCAUUAAGAUUGAGGAGUUCCUGGAGCAGACCCUGGGCCCACCCAUGUAUCCACACCUGAGUCCCAAGUACAAGGAGUCCUUCGACGUGGGGAGCGACAUCUUCGCCAAGUUUUCAGCGUACAUCAAGAACCCACGCAAGGAAGCAAAUACCAAUUUGGAGAAGGCUCUGCUGCGGGAGUUCCAGAGGCUGGAUGUCUACCUAAACACCCCUCUCCCCGAGGAGAUUGACCAGGACAGUGUGGAAGACAUCACUGUCUCCAAGAGGAAAUUCCUGGAUGGAGACCACCUGACUUUGGCUGACUGCAACCUCCUGCCCAAACUGCACAUCAUUAAGAUUGCAGCCAAGAAGUACCGCGACUUCGAGAUCCCGGCGGACAUGACGGGCGUCUGGCGCUACCUCAACAACGCCUACGCCUGCGACGAGUUCAGCCACACGUGUCCCGCCGACGAGGAGAUCGAGCACACCUACGCCAGCGUGGCCAGGAAGAUGACCUGACCCCGCUGCGGACACCCCCAGCACGGCCCCGGCCGAGCCCUCCGCCUCCGCAGCCCUGGCACAGCCAGACCCCCGUGAGGGGGCUGGAGGGGUUCGGGCACUGCUACCCCCGCCUUUCAGAACCCGCACUUUGCUUCCCAGCCCCCGCGCCCCGUCCCCGCGGGCUGCAGCCCCAGCUCCUGCACGGAUGGUCCCUGCGCAGCUGCGCUCGUGGCUUCAUCCCUGCUGCCAAACACAAGCUUCCCAUGCCCACGUGCCGUGGGAAGGCCGAGAGCUCCCCUGGCGCAGCGCUGGGAGAGGGGAGAGCCCUGCCCACCCCUGCUGAGCUGCUCCGCUCUGCCAGACCUGCGUGCUGGGGAAGGGGCGUCCCAAGGUCUCAGCACGUUGUCCAGGCUGGAGCCUUUUGCAUUCGCCCAGUUGCCCUUCUGCACAGCCUGCCUGCGGGCAAGGCCUCUCCUCCACUAAGGCAUCCAGACCCCAUCUGAUGGCCCUGAAAGGCUCUGCCCCGGUGGUCAUGGCAGAGAGAAAUUUUCCUCCCUACUGGAGAGCUCCAACAUGCAUCCAACCCCAGUUAGACACAGGAAUGAUGCUGGGGAAGGCACCUGGGGCAAAAGCGCUGGGACCUGCAGUGGACAGGAAGGAGCAGUGCAGGGACUUGGGAGGGGCUGAGGAUGAGGGGCUGAGGGUCAGGGGAUCCCCUGCAUGUGGCCCAUCCACCCAGGGCCACAUGCUGCUGGCUGCAAGGUCCUGCCUGGCUCCUGUGAGCUAAGAAACCUCUCCCUGUCUCGCAGGGCACUGCAGGAGAUGCUGCACAUGCAGCUCCAGCUCCUGUCCCUGGUUCCCACCAACACUUCAGGUGCCUGACUAGGAGAGGGAGGCACAGGCCAGCCCUGAGCUGGUUAAAGGCUGCUGUGCAAAGCGCUGUGUCUGUAGGAGUCUGGUGGGCAGGUGUGCUGCUCCCUGGCUCCCUGUUGGGCCUUCCCAUCCACUGUCACUGAUGCAAGAGGAGUCAAAGCCACCCUGCACAGCCAUGAAAUCCCACCCUUCCCCAUCUGAUGCCUCCAGCUCCCCCAGGGGCUCCUGCCUGUGCCUGUGAAUUCAGCCAGCCCCACGGGCAAAAAAUACUGUACAGUGAGUGUGGUGGGUCCUGCGAGGACAGGGUGGCAGCAGACCCCCCUCCAGCACUCACUGCCACUUCCCCCUUUGCACUAAAUCUGUGUCCUCGCAAGCCUGCCUCUGAUAGCACGGGGUUUGGGGACUGGUUUUGUUAUUAAUGGGUUUUGGUUUGUUUGGGUUUUUUAAACUAAGAGCAGCAAUAAACUCUAUUUUAAUACGG
Molecule: messenger RNA, 2221 nt
Organism: Apus apus (common swift)
Lineage: Eukaryota; Metazoa; Chordata; Aves; Apodiformes; Apodidae
Product: chloride intracellular channel protein 2-like
Exons: 6
Coding region: 145-885 (246 amino acids)
Biological process (GO): chloride transmembrane transport; negative regulation of ryanodine-sensitive calcium-release channel activity
Molecular function (GO): chloride channel activity
Source: RefSeq, a predicted model, not a curated record